Molecule: messenger RNA, 4135 nt
Organism: Symphalangus syndactylus (siamang)
Lineage: Eukaryota; Metazoa; Chordata; Mammalia; Primates; Hylobatidae
Gene: ASMTL
Product: acetylserotonin O-methyltransferase like
Molecular function (GO): protein dimerization activity; O-methyltransferase activity; nucleoside triphosphate diphosphatase activity
Source: RefSeq, a predicted model, not a curated record
CUCGGGGAGCGGGACUCUGGACGCCGUUUUUUGCAGCCGCGCUGCGCGCACCGCGGGCUCCGGGCACAGAUUUGCGGACGCCCGGCUCCUGGCGUGGACGCCAUGGUGCUGUGCCCGGUGAUUGGGAAGCUGCUGCACAAGCGCGUGGUGCUGGCCAGCGCCUCCCCACGCCGUCAGGAGAUCCUCAGCAACGCGGGUCUCAGGUUUGAGGUGUUCCCCUCCAAGUUUAAAGAGAAGCUGGACAAAGCCUCCUUCGCCACUCCAUAUGGAUACGCCAUGGAGAACGCCAAGCAGAAGGCCCUGGAGGUGGCCAACCGGAUGCACCAGAAGGACCUGCGGACCCCCGACGUGGUCAUUGGAGCGGACACAAUCGUGACGGUCGGGGGGCUGAUUCUGGAGAAGCCGGUGGACAAGCAGGACGCCCACAGGAUGCUGUCCCUGUUGAGCGGGAGAGAACACAGCGUGUUCACAGGCGUCGCGAUUGUCCAGUGCUCCAGCAAAGACCAUCAGCUGGACACCAGGGUCUCGGAAUUCUACGAGGAAACGAAGGUGAAGUUCUCGGAGCUGUCUGAGGAGCUUCUCUGGGAAUACAUCCACAGUGGGGAGCCCAUGGACAAAGCUGGCGGCUAUGGGAUCCAGGCCUUGGGCGGCAUGCUGGUGGAAUCUGUACACGGGGACUUCCUGAACGUGGUGGGAUUCCCGCUGAACCACUUCUGCAAGCAGCUGGUGGAGCUCUACUACCCACCCCGCCUGGAGGACCCUCGGCAGCGUGUCAACUACGACUCCAUCCCGACCGUGGACACCUUUGAAGAUCUCAGUGACGUGGAGCGGGGCGGCUCAGAGCCUGCUCAGAGGGACACGGGCAGCCGCGAUGAGAAGGCCGACGCGGGAGCGAUGGGACAGGGCAUGGCAGAGGCUGAGUGUCACAGGACUCGGGAGACCCUGCCUCCGUUCCCGACACGCCUCCUGGAGCUGAUUGACGGCUUUAAACUAUCGAAGGCCUUAUUCACCGCUUGCAAGCUGAAGGUGUUUGAUUUGUUAAAAGAUGAAGCACCCCAGAAGGCUGCGGAUAUUGCCAGCAAAGUGGACACCUCUGCGUGUGGAACGGAGAGGCUUCUGGACAUCUGUGCUGCCAUGGGCGUCCUGAAGAAGACAAAACAAGGUUACAGUAACACAGAGACAGCGAACCUCUACCUGGUAUCGGACGGUGAAUACUCUCUGCAUGGCUUCAUCAUGCAAAAUAAUGACCUCACCUGGAACCUCUUUACAUACCUGGAGUUUGCCAUCCGAGAGGGAAGAAACCAGUACCACAGGGCGUUGGGGAAGAAGGCGGAAGAUCCGUUCCAGGACGUGCACUACCAGAGCCCGGAGACGCGGCUGCGGUUCAUGCAGGCCAUGCAUGGCAUGGCGAAGCUGACUGCACGCCAGGUGGCCACAGCCUUCGAUCUGUCCUGCUUCUCCUCUGCCUGCGACGUGGGAGGUCUGUGCCCCCCACAUGUGGCCCAGAGUGGCUGCUGUAGCACCGGCCAUCGUGUGUACAUCCCCACAGCAGGAAGGAGAAGGGAGGAGUACAGCCCUCCACCCCUGGGCUGGAAGGAUUUCCCUGCAGGCUGCACAGGUGCACUGGCCCAAGAGCUGGCCCGUGAGUACCCUCAUCUGCAGGUGACUGUGUUUGACCUCCCGGACAUCAUGGAGCUGGCUGCCCACUUCCAACCCGCCGGACCGCAGGCAGCGCAGAUCCACUUCGCAGCAGGUGACUUUUUCAGGGACCCCCUCCCGAGCGCUGAGCUAUACGUCCUGUGCCGGAUCCUGCAUGACUGGCCAGACGCCAGAGUCCACAAGUUACUCAGCAGGGUCGCCGCGAGCUGCAAGCCAGGAAGCCUAGAUGGAGCAGGAAGAAAAUUCGGCUUUGAUGAUGAAAGGGGGAGUCCAGUGCGGUGGCGCAUGCCUGUGGCCCUCACUGCUUGGCAACCAAGAAGGAUGAGGCUUCCAGGCCCCUCCAUCACACGCCUCGAUGUGGGGCCAGGCAGGACCUGACAACCACCAGGAGAUACCACGGAGCCCAGCCCUGGACAGCAGCCAGGCCUCCGUCGGUCCUACCUCCCUCCUCCCUCCCUUCCACGUCAGCCUGGCCUGGAGCUGUCCCUCCUUCCUUCCUUCCCAUGGCAGCCUGGUCCAGAGCUGGGACGACAGCAUCCCGGUCACCUUGGGCUGCCCCCAGCCAAACUCCUCUGUCCUGUCCUGGGAAAGCAAGCAAAGUCCCUGCCUACAGGGUUCCCCCGUGUACCUGCAGGACGCCGUCUGUCUUAAGCCACAAAGGCCGGGGCCUCUGCAGGGCUCACAGGUGGCUUCUAGAGAAGAUGUCCGCCACAGCUGCUCUCUGCUCCAUCUCAGGUGACCACUGGCCAUCUUGGAAGCAACCUGCUUUGAUGGUUGUGAAGCCUGAAGCUCCUUCCUCUCCAGCCCGUGCCACCCGGGGCGGGGAAUGGGGACAGGAUGGAGACAGACGUGGGCCCAGCCCUCCGGGAGUUCUAGGGGCGAGGGACAGAUUCCCACCACUUGGGUACCCAGCGAAGGCCCCACUCCAUCCAGAUUGAAACGUUCAUGAGUCCGAGAAGGUUCUGGAAGUCAGCCCAGGAAGAGGCCGGCAUGGGGGGGGGGCCUCUCGGUAGAGAGAACCAGAGGCGCCUGCCCUAGGGGGACCCCAGGCCCCCCUUCGUCUUGGCUGCUGGGAGUGGGCUGGGGGGCCACACGGUUGCAGCAGGGACCUCCAACGUGGCCUCCCUGUGUUUUGGUCCCCUCGCCAUUUGCCCUUAAACCAAGGACCCGCAGAGGGAGUCCCCCAGGUGGAAGGAAGCUGGAUAAAGGGCCCCUGGGGCUUGUUCGUCUCCCUCUCCCUUCUGUGUCUGCUAGAACUUUUUUUUUUUUUUCGAGACAGAGUCUCGCUCUGUCGCCCAGGCUGGAGUGCAGUGGUGUGAUCUCGGCUCACUGCAACCUCCGCCUCCCAGGUUCAAGUGAUUCUCCUGCCUUAGCCUCCGCAGUAGCUAAAAUUACAGUUGCCCGCCACCGUGCACAGCUAAUUUUUUUGUAUUUUCAGUAGAGACGAGGUUUCACCAUGUUGGUCAGGCUGGUCUCGAACUCCUGACCUCAGGUGACCCCCCCACCCCCACCCCCGGCCUCCCAAAGUGCUGGGAUGACAGGCGUGAGCCACUGCACCAAGCCCGUCUUUUUAUUCAUUGGAAUAACUGCGCAAAAACAGCCCCUCUGGACUCUGAGAGUCUGUGUGUGGCAUGCACAGAACAUCCUGAGGAUUGUGAUGAUUUAAAAACCAGUGAGGUGACAAGGCUGGAAUUCCGUGCAGGGCAGCCUGACCGGCCGGGUUCGCCUACUCCCUCCUCCACUCAGCGAGCACUACACGAUGAGCGCCUGGUGCAUACCAGGAGUGUCCGUCUGGCUCUAAAACAGCCUCUGGAUUUAUCUGGGGACCGGGGCAGGGGAAGCGGGAGGACAACGGACCCUAAGGAUGAUGCUGAGUACACAGCUCCUCCCAGCCUGCCCAGCUUGAAGGCCCACUUCCAGGGAAGCUUUGCAGAGAGCCCUUUUCCAAGGUAAAGGUCUUAGGGGACUCUUCUCGGGAGAGAGGUCUUGGGGAGCCUUCAAGAGGGAAAUCUUGGGGAGCCCUCUUCCAGGGGGCAGGUCCUGGGGGACACCUUCAGGGGGGACGUCUUUGCGGCGGCCCUCUUCAUGGGGGAAGUCUUGGGGGGCCUCCUUCAGAGGAGGAGCCCUUUUUGGGGGGUGGCCCUGGGAGUCCCUUUUCAGGGAGGAGGUCCUGGGGAACCCUCUUCAGGGGGAAGGUCUCUUGGGGGCCCUCUUCUGGGGAAAGGGGUCUGUCAAGCCCCCUCAUCCUGCAGCCCCAUCAGCCCUCCCUGGACCACACUUCUUACAGGUAGAACCUUGGCAAUGACUAAUUACAAAAGAUGUGCUGCUGCCCCCCCCCCAACACAGAGCCUGGCACCCCACCCCACCCCGCACAAAGCCAACCUCACCCCUGCUCUGAUUCCUUCUCGGCCGUCCGAUGAAGCCUGAAGUCUUUCCAUUAAAACACCUCUGCUUCUGGGCAGGGCACGGUGGCUCA